AUGGCGGAAGACGAAGCUAGACCUGUUGAUGGUGUUGAGAGCACUACGGACGACUCAUCAUCUGAGGUCAUCCUCACUCCAUCGGAGAUGUCAGACAACGAGCUCGAGCCUGUUGACGAUGUCGAUAGCGCCAUGGCCGUAGCACUAUCUGAGCUUGUUAUCACCCCAUCGAAGAAGUCACAGGAUGAACUCGAGCCUGUUGAUGUUGUCGACAGUGCCACGGCCGUAGCACCAUCUGAAGUCGUCGAUGCAGCUCAUGAUAGCAAAUCAACUGCUGCCGCUCCAGUUAAGAAGACUCAGCGCAAGUCCAAGAAGAAGAGAAAGCGAGGAAAGAAGACUCGAAAGGCGAAGGGUGAGCCUAAGGAUGUUGAAGCUGCUGAAGAAGAGGAUGGCGAUAAUGGCGAUGAGCUGAGAGAUGAUAACCACCAACCUGAUGCUUCCGAGACCCCGAUCAAGGACAAUAACGACACCCUGUCUGUCGCCGACUCCGAAGCGACCGUCGGAGGAUCAGAGGUUGUCGUCAACGAGACCAAUGACCAGAGCGAAGCCGAUGCCAAGAAGUCCGAUCGAUCAGACAAGAGAAAGAACCGCAAGAAGAAGAACAAGAAGAAGUCAGCGAAGGAGGCCGACAAGGACGACAAGAACAACUCUCAGGCUCCUGACAUGUCAGACCUCAGCAUCGCCGACCAGAUCAAAGCGAAGCUGAACACUCCUGAGCAUGCUCUCCUUACUGCCUUCCAAUCUUCAACCAAGAACCUCACCGACCUCCCCAAGGUGAUCCUGCAGCGCAUUGUUGCCCACGCCCUCCCAGACGCCUUCAACGUCAACGCCGAAGGCCGAAAAGGUGGAUGGCGACUCCACUGGCCAGGCGAGGCCCGCUGGGUCAAGGACCUCCUCAACCUCAACCAGGCAAUCCACCAAGCCGCCUUGCGCCCCAUCGGCGACCGCAGCAUUCUGACCAUCUUCCACAUGUGCCCCCUCGCCAAAGCCAUCUGCAUCGAAUUCGACGACGACCCCAGUUUCGAAACGCCCUGCAUCCACGGCGGCGCCAUCUUCCCCCGCUACCUCCGCGAGCGCGCCAAAACCCUCAAGAUCUUCCAAGCGCAGUUCGGCUGGAUGCUCAAGACCCACGACAUCAGCGUCGCGGCUUUCCCCAAGCUCAAGACCCUGCAGCUCGUCGCCGGCGAUCUCGGCGCGUCGACGAAACGCCUCACACGCCUGCUCAAUGACGAUGGAUGCACGCACGUCGAGAUGGGCGGCUACGACGCCACGGACAAGCUGGCUGCGAUCGAGAAGGUGCUUGUCGAUGAUGGCCGCGACUUUGCGAGGGAGGCGCGCUUCUGGGCGAACCUGAGAGGUCGUGGCCAGCUGGUUCCCCACGAUCCCGUCGCGUAUCGGGCCGAGUUUGGCAUUAUCGUCCAGAGCACCUUCCGCCUGAUCGGCGAACGCUCUAACGCCAUCACCAAGCUGAGUCGGGACGUGCUGGGCAUCAAGCGCGAGGAGAUUCGGGGCUUGCGCGCUAGUACGAGGCUGGAUGUGAUCUUCCAGGACGAGAAGGAUGAUGAUGCUGAAGUGAGUAGCAUUUUUGCUCUUGUAUGGACUGUGAAUACCGAUGACUGA
Messenger RNA from Cyphellophora europaea CBS 101466, 1620 nucleotides. RefSeq lists its product as uncharacterized. The record is from RefSeq and is a predicted model, not a curated record. NCBI's taxonomy places the organism in Eukaryota, Fungi, Ascomycota, Eurotiomycetes, Chaetothyriales, Cyphellophoraceae. Bases 1 to 1620 code for a protein of 539 amino acids. The transcript has a single exon.